ACACAUUACUUUCGCUAUAAAGCUACACACACGCAGAUUGCCAUUGUGCGUACUGAUCAAGUAUUCUCGAACCCUCCUAUGGCUUCUAUGCUACUAUAUUCUCCAAACAUCAACUCUAAGAGCACCGCGUUAGCCCAAUUUCCAUUGCCUAGGCAGCACAAUCAAAAUUCAUCAACAAUCAAAUUCCCACUUCUUAGGCACACACCCUUUCCAUCCAAGUCCAUAUCUCUUCCCAUCAAAUGCUCAUAUGUUCACCUUAGUGAUCGUGUUCUCAACUUAGAGGACCACGACGACGCUGCCGCCUUUGUUCAUGAAGAUGAACGCCCCCUAUGUGAAGUGUGGAGACAGAUUCACGGAUCUGAUAAUUGGGAUGGCCUUCUUGACCCGAUGAACUCCCAUCUCCGGCGGGAGAUCAUCCGCUAUGGGGAAUUCGCGCAGGCAUGUUACGACUCCUUCGACUUCGACCCGCACUCUAAAUACUGUGGCACGUGCAAGCACCGUGGAGCACAGUUCUUUGAGAAGCUCGGCAUGGCGGAUCGAGGAUAUCAGGUGAGCCGGUACCUCUACGCCACCUCAAACAUUAACCUGCCCAACUUUUUCCAGCACUCGAGGCUGAGCAAAGUGUGGAGCAAGCACGCGAAUUGGAUGGGCUAUAUAGCCGUCGCGACCAAUGAGGAGGAGAUUAGGCGGCUUGGAAGGCGAGAUAUCGUGAUUGCGUGGAGAGGCACCGUGACGUACCUCGAAUGGCUCUGCGAUCUUAAAGACAUCCUCCAUCCCGCGCACUUUAGGGACGAUCCAACAGUCAAGAUCGAGGCCGGGUUCUACGACCUUUACACCAAGAAGGAGAAGAGUUGCCAGUAUUGCUCGUUCUCGGCUCGCGAACAAGUAUUGGCCGAAAUAAGGAGGCUCAUCGAAUACUAUAGAGGAGAAGAGAUCAGCAUCACGAUCACCGGUCAUAGCCUGGGAGCAGCCCUUGCACUAUUGAGUGCCUAUGAUAUAGCAGAGAUGGGACUGAACAUUGUUCAGGACGGGGACUCAGCUAGAAGAAUCCCGAUCACGGUCUUUUCAUUAUCCGGCCCUCGAGUGGGCAACCUCAGGUUCAAAGAGCGGUGCGAUGAGCUCGGGAUAAAGGUGCUCAGGGUGAUCAACGUGCAUGACAAGGUCCCGACAGUACCAGGUCUCUUCGCGAAUGAGAAGAAUGCGGAACUCCAGAGGCAAUUAGAGAACAUGAUCUCGUUUCCAUGGAGCUACGCUCACGUUGGGUUGGAGCUCGCCCUAGACCACAGGCAUUCGCCGUUCCUGAAGCCCACCAAUGACCCUGUUUGCGUACACAACCUCGAGGCGCUCUUACAUUUGGUCGAUGGCUACCACGGGAAGGGAUGGAAAUUUCAUCUGGCAACCAAAAGGGACAUCGCGCUCGUUAAUAAGAGCUGCGAUUUCCUGAAAACCAAGUAUGACAUACCGCCAAACUGGUGGCAGGUCGAGAACAAAGGGAUGGUCAGGAGCAAAGACGGCCGGUGGGUAGUGCCCGAGAGGCCGAUGAUAGAUGCCCAUCCACCAGAUACAGCGCGCUACCUCGAGCAAGUCUUUCCGCAGAAGCCAGUCGAUCCGUGUAUAUGUAGCAUGCUUGUUGUUCAUGAAUUUUGAUUAAUUGGUACGUGAUGGAAUUAUAGUUCCGGGCAGUCCAGGCCAUGUAAAUGCGACAUAUAAAUGUCUCUAAAACCUAUGUCACAACUUUUGUCUAUACGAAAUUCCUAAUAAUAUUUAUAAUGUGUCA
This is a messenger RNA of Punica granatum (pomegranate), 1777 nucleotides long. Lineage: Eukaryota; Viridiplantae; Streptophyta; Magnoliopsida; Myrtales; Lythraceae. The record is from RefSeq and is a predicted model, not a curated record.